Cervus elaphus (red deer) is the source of this 6920-nucleotide messenger RNA. RefSeq names its product RNA binding motif single stranded interacting protein 2 (gene RBMS2). NCBI's taxonomy places the organism in Eukaryota, Metazoa, Chordata, Mammalia, Artiodactyla, Cervidae. The transcript is spliced from 15 exons. Gene Ontology annotation, molecular function: poly(A) binding; poly(U) RNA binding; mRNA 3'-UTR binding. The record is from RefSeq and is a predicted model, not a curated record. The coding region runs from base 468 to 1808 and encodes 446 amino acids. Gene Ontology annotation, cellular component: nucleus; ribonucleoprotein complex; cytosol.
GGCGUGCUGUGGUCCAUGGGGUCACAAAGAGUCAGACACGACUGAGCGGCUGGACUGAAACUGAUGGAGCACAAUGAGAGGAACGCCUGCGCGCUUCCGCGGAGACGUGGGUUUGACCCCUAGCCCAGGAAGAUGCCAUGUGCCGCAACCGCUCAGCCUGUGCGCUUGAGCCCAGGCGCUGCAGCGCCUUACGCCCACACACCCUGGAGCCGGCGCGCCACCGCGGGAGGGACCGCACGGUGAGCUCACGCGCUGCGGGUGCUAGAGAGCGGAGCCCGCUGCCGCAGCUGGAGAGGCCCUGGCCGCGCAGAGACCCGGCGCGGCCCAAAGUAAAGACAGCAGUUACAAAGAGGCACAGCUGCAAACCCGUCUGCCGGCUUAGGAGCCGGAAGCAGCGCCUGUAGGUUACAUGACUCGGGAGUGUUUCCCCAUCCCACCGCCUACCUCCCUUCUAAAGAUGAGAGCAAAUGAACUGCAGAGAGCUGAAUAAUCACGCCACUAGUGGAUGGCCCAGCCGGGGUUUGAACUCAGGUCGUUGGCUCCUGAUCUGUGCUGUCAGCCACUGCUUCAUUGUCUUAUGGCAGCACAGCCUUCUGUUGCCAUAUGUGUCCCUGUCUCAGCAAAUGGCACCUCCGAGUCCAAGCCGCAGCACCCCGAGCAGCAGCAGUGGGGGCGCGGCCAGUGACCAGCUGAGCAAGACCAACCUCUACAUCCGGGGGCUGCAGCCGAGCACCACAGACCAGGACCUGGUGAAGCUCUGUCAGGCAUACGGCAAGAUUGUCUCCACUAAGGCCAUCCUGGACAAGACCACAAACAAGUGCAAAGGCUACGGCUUUGUGGACUUUGACAGCCCUUCAGCCGCACAGAGAGCGGUAACAGCCCUGAAGGCCAGCGGUGUGCAAGCGCAGAUGGCAAAGCAACAGGAGCAGGACCCCACAAACUUAUACAUCUCCAACCUCCCGCUGUCCGUGGAUGAGCAGGAGCUGGAGGGGAUGCUGCAGCCCUUCGGCCAGGUCGUCUCCACUCGGAUCCUGCGCGACACCAGCGGGGCCAGCAGAGGGGUCGGCUUUGCUAGGAUGGAGUCCACAGAGAAGUGUGAAGCCAUCAUCACCCACUUUAAUGGAAAAUAUAUUAAGACACCCCCUGGAGUACCAGCCCCAUCUGAUCCCUUGCUUUGCAAAUUUGCUGAUGGGGGUCCAAAGAAACGACAGAACCAAGGAAAAUUUGUGCAGAACGGACGGGCCUGGCCAAGAAAUGGAGACAUGGGCGGCAUGGCUUUGACCUAUGACCCCACCACGGCUCUUCAGAACGGGUUUUACCCCGCUCCUUACAACAUCACCCCCGGCAGGAUGCUGGCUCAGUCUGCACUGUCCCCGUAUCUUCCGUCUCCUGUGACGUCGUAUCAGAGAGUGACUCAGACAUCUCCUCUACAAGCACCUAACCCGUCUUGGAUGCACCACCCCUCAUACCUCAUGCAGCCCUCAGGUUCAGUUCUGACACCAGGAAUGGACCAUCCCAUUUCUCUCCAGCCUGCCUCCAUGGUGGGACCUCUUACCCAGCAGCUGGGCCACCUCUCUCUCAGCAGCACGGGCACGGUAAAGCAGGAUAUUCCUCUUACAAACUCCUGCCACACAAGGAACACCUGUUACGUGCCGGCCGCUGCAGCGCUGCAGGGGGCUUACAUCUCCCAGUACACGCCGGUGCCUGCUUCCAGUGUUUCAGUUGAGGAGAGCGGCAGCCAGCAGAACCCGGCGCCGGUGGACGCGCCCGCGGAGCACGGCGUCUACCCCUUCCCGUUCAGCAAGUGACGGCGGGUCUCCCGCCCCGCCUUUGUGGAAUAUAAAAGAAUUCUGGGAGAUGCUGAUGCUCCGGACUGCAGAGGGCUGCCCGGGAAUACGGCCCCCGGGGGCCAGCUGAGCACGGACACUGGGGUCGGUUCGCACAGGCCUGGGCCCGGGAAGAGAAAGCCCUGCACCCCCGCCCUCGCUCUCCGUCCGGCGGUGGAGCCUGGGGAGGGGCGGCCCCUGUCGUGUGCGCUGCGGCCAAGGACGUCAGGAAACUUUUUUCCUUUGUGAAGAAAGUUUGCUGUUUUGCUUUUAACUGCAAUAUACUCUUAUCCUACGCCAAAGAGACUGGUGCCUGGGACUUCUCAUCUUUGUGAAAAACCAUUUUUGAUGUGUUGGACUUAUUUGGGAAGGCUUUUUUUUUUUAUAAAAAAAUUUAUUUCUUAAAAAAAAAGAUGUGGUGCUAGCACAUUGAUGGGGUCCUGUGUGGGCCCUUCUUUCUGAGUUUAGCAAUGGACCUUUUUUGUGGGGAGGUGUGUGAAAGAAUACAGACUUUCAAUGUUUUGUUUUAUAAAGCUCUUAGAUCACGCAUCCCAUCUCUUCUUCACAUACAUUUUAUGCCUUCUUUUUCUCAUCCAGAUUGUUCUUUUUCUCUUUUCCAUACAGCAGAACCUGCUUGCUUUAACCUCUUUACAGCUUUUAAUUUUGUGAAUUUCUUUUUUGGAUGAGACUUCCUAUAGAAUUUGGAGGGGCGGGGCUAGGAACAGGUGGAACCCUAAGUAGGCAGUGGAAGCGGCUUUUCCUGCCUCUGCCCUUCCGGAAGCAGAGCCUUGGCCUCGGCUGACCAAGGAGACGGUUCCACAGCCUUUGGAAGCCAUCUUUGAUCCACAUUGGGAUGAAGACUAGGUUUUCCCUGGCAAGUUCCAGAGGAACAGACCUACUGACUUCUGAUUCUUCUCACUGCUGAGGCCAGCACCACACCCUCUGAGAAGGUGUCUUCCCCAGCUACAGCUUUUCAGGAACACCUGGCUUUUCUGCUUUUCCCUGAAGAUCUUUCCUGCCCUGGGCCUCAGGGCCCCCGUCUUCCCUGUCGCAUGUCGUUGCCAUGCUCGGAGCCCUUGCAUUUGUGACCUUGCUGAAUCCACUUAGGUUCCUUCCCCACCGGGGACCAUCAGCUGCUUCGCCUUCAGACCAGUGACUCUCGGAGAGGUGCCUUGUCCCCUGGAGGCCGUCUGGCAGUCCAUGGAGGCCGUCUUCAGGGUCGUGUCUGGGCGUGAGGCUGUGUGCCGCCAUCUACUGGCCGCAGACUCGGGGUGCUGCCGCCCAUCCUGCAGCGCCCAGGGGAGACCUGGCUUCCCACCAGAGAAUCCGCUGACUCAGGAUGUCAGUUGUGCCCGGCUAGGAGACCUCGAUGAAGGCGGUGUCGAGCCUGCCUGUGUACCAGAGGGCUUGGUCAACUCCCAGCCCUGGACACAGUGCCUUUGGACCCCCAGGCAACUAGUUGAGACAGAGAACUGAGGUUCUUGAAUUUUCCGCAGGCGCUGACCUUUGGCACCUCUGUGUAUGCAGUGAGGGCUGCCCCUGAACGGCUUGGGCCACGUGCACAUUGAGGGGAUGAGGCGGGGUGGGAAAGGACAGAGUUCUUUGUAACUGUCCAGAGCAUUUGGGCCCCUUUCCCAGGGAAUCAGGAUGUCAAACAUAGUUUUCCUUGUGGAAGGGCAGCAGGGAGCUAGGAGAGAAAAGAGCAAUACAUCCAUCUCCGUUGUCCCAAGGUCAGGAGCCCUUCACAGGGAGGUUCUGUUUCGCUCUUCAGCCCCAUCUCUUUCUGCAAGACCUGACCUGGCGCCUGCAGACGGGGCGGAGGAAGCCUUUGCCCGCCGCCUGGGAAGUAGGUCCUGUACCUCCUCUUCCCAGUUGCUCCCUUCUGCGCGGAAAGGAGAGGGCCGCCCCCCUUCACUUGCAGGCCGGGUGGUUUCCCCCAGACAGGCAGACAGACAGCCCGAUGACGGAAUGGAGGAGGGGAGAAGCUGUGAUGUCCGUUGGCAGAGCCUGGGCCCAGCUUUCCCCUCCCUCACCCGGCUCAGGGUUGAGAGUCCUGAUGCCCCCGCCCCGAGUGUCCCCUUGUGCAUCCCGAGGGUGCGGGGCGGAGGCAGCAGACGGUAGGUAGGGAUGGUGGGCGGUGUGGGAACUAUCAGAGACAGAAUGGCCACAGUUUUCUCACGGGUACGUCCCACCUCAGGAAGGGUUUAUCUGGUGUCAAACAGCCCCAAGUCCAGUAACCUUCUGGGAGGGUUUGCCUGGGCAGGCAGCUCUUGCUCCUGAGUCUCUAGUCCUUAGUCAGGAAAGUACAACAUAGAUCUCGUCAGGGCCCUUGAAGAAAAAGAGAAAAGUCUAGACUCCUGUUCAUUUAAUUAAUAGUAGUUUGGGGGAACCUUGCUUUGCCAGGAGGUUUGGUGAAAUGAUUCCCUGGUGGCUCAGAGGUUAAAGCAUCUGCCUGCAAUGUGGGAGACCCAGGUUUGAUCCCCGGGUCGGGAAGAUCCCCUGGAGAAGGAAAUGCCAACCCACUCCAGUACCCUUGCCUAGAAAAUUCCGUGGAUGGAGGAGCCUAGUAGGCUACAGUCCAUGGGGUUACAGAGUUGGACGCGACUGAGCGACUUCACUUAGAGAAAUGAGGGCCUUGCAUGUGUAGAAGCUGUUGUUGACAUUACGGGUGCCCCUUCUCUGCCUCUCAGAAUUCUUGGUUCUACUUUCUCCAUUUAAAUGUUUAAAUGGCUUUUACUUUGCAUUGUUUUGCUUUAAAAUUGUGAAGUUACCUUUUGUGCAUUUUCCUCAUGUGAACCUGCUUAAUGGAUUUUAUUAACGAAUGUUUCUGGUUUGGGCAGGUUUGGGCGUGGGAAGUGAUGGAGUGAGAGCCUGAAGUUAUUUUUGUAGUGGUUAAUGGUAUCGUGGAAUUUCGUUUGGACCCUUUUGGGUUACACUCAUGAUACUUUCCCCCUAAUUGUUAGUUCAUUUCUUGACAGUUCAUAACAUGGGUGAGUGAUUGGAAAAAGGAGAGAAGGAAUGAGGGCCAGUUUUUCUCUCUGUCUCGAAAUGGCCCACUGGGGGCAGGGGUGCUGCCGAGCAACUGUCGGGGGUCUUCAGGCUCAUAGCCUUGGGCUGGGCCCUUUAAACGAUGCUGGUGUUUUCUGAAUCCUGUCUUCAUGGAGCCCAGGUCAUACUCUGCCUGUACUUCACAUCUCACCCCUGGUCAUUAUGGUGCUCAUGACAUUCUUAAAAUAUUUUACUACUUUGCAUUUCUCUCUUUUCAGUCAGAUAGAACAUACUAGAGUCACCUUCUCAGGUGAUCUAGUCCUUUACUAGGCUUAGUGCCCGCCUGUCCCACCUCAUGCCGAUAUCAUUGCUGCGCCUCUCACUCUGGAUACUCAGACCUGAGGCUUUUUGGAGGGUGUGGGUCGAGGUUAGGGGAAAUGUAGAGUAUUUUUAACAAAGGAUUGGAAGAGCUGCCCAGACUAGGAAGCCUAGUGGCUCUGAAGAGUAAAUAAAUACCCCUUGUCAGGAAUCAUGGGGCAGUAGGGGGACAUUACGUGCACCCUAACCUACUGUGAGGACUAGACUGACCCUCCCUGGAUCGGGCCACCUCAGCCCAGUUCCAUCCUUCUUUUCCUGACUUACCGACCAGUGCGCUCAUUUAGCCCCUGGAGCCUGCAUUGCGUAUCCUCUGCUGCUUCAGUGUCUGCCGUUUGGGGCGCCUGUUUGUGGGUGGUUAUUUUGCUCCACAAAGGUGAAGUGAGAGGGCUUGCUGGAAUGGAGUAUAAACUUAAAAAAACCCGAAGCAGAAUGUUCUCUUGUGCAUGGGUGCCACCUUCUGGGAGAGCAGCGGCGUUGCGGACUGGCAGGUUGUCUCAGCCUCCUUGGUCUUGACCUUGACUGGGGUCAGUCAUCAGGUCUAAACUUGUCCCGCUUCAAGGAAGAGGGUGGUAUUGUAAAACCAGGCUGUAAGGGCUAGGUCUGACCUUGUGCCUUGCCACAUUAACCCUUCCUGAUUCCCUCCUAAACCAACUAUGCCAUUUCUGUGCUUUUGACUCCGUCCAGGCAUUAGCAGAUCCCGCCUUCACCCAGCCUUUACCCUUUCCUUUCGUAGGAGGGCCUUCCGUCAACAGCUGAGCCAGGCCUGUGAGCUCUCCCGCCCUCCUCCUCUUUGCUGAGUUCUGCGGCACCCCCUAGAGGCGCUCCCCACGAGACUAGUAAUCAGAGGCAGGUGCCGUCUCAGCCCUGACCACUGCGGCUGCUCCGCGGCCUGGCCCCUGCAUUUCAGAUGAACCCAGGCGUGGCCCACAACCUCCCCGUCCUCGUUACAGACCUACCUCACGGUUCCACGCUCGGCACGGGCACGGCCCGUGGUUUACACGUGUCUCCUUCCUUCACUGUCCUUCGCAUCACGAGGGUUAGGAAGCUGGGGGCUAGAAAGGGCUCACGAUCAAAUGCAAAAAUUCCUCGUUAUUUCUAUUUCUGGAAUGUCUUCUUUGAGACUUUUACCUCACUUAUCGCCCUAGAAUAGUGUGAAAUCUUCAGUUAGACCUUGCUGUGGUAGGCCAAAUGACGACUGCUUAGGCUGUCAGUGCUUGGGGCCGCCCCCGGGAACACCAGCACUGGAGCAGUUUAUCACUUGAUUAGGUUUGCCAGUGGCUGCCACUAGCUGAGAAGGUAAGCAGGCACCAAAGUGGCCAUCUGAGGUUUUUGUGAGGCUGAAAACAGAGAUAUUCCUUCUCCUAUUCCAGUUAGAGGGUCACCAAGACAAAACUUCCAGCCUUCAGUGUGAUAAGCUUUCCCAGCUUGUAAAAAGUUCUCACAACAUUUACUGGUGUCUGCAUCCCCCAACACACACAAUUUUGGGGGUGGUGAGUACACUCCUGCACGCACUUACCACCUUGGACAGGAAAUAAGUUUAAUUAUCCUCAAAACACAUCCUUGUACAUUUUUUCUUUAUCCAGAGGUUUCUAAUUUUAUACUCUUGCCAUGUUUGUGCCAGUGCUACCCAGUCUAAUUUUCCUGACCCUUGGUAUUCUCAUGUUUCUUCCCUAUAAUUUGGUAGAACUUUGUCUUAUUUCAACUUGUGAAAUAAAACACAAAAGUCUA